Molecule: messenger RNA, 329 nt
Organism: Paramecium pentaurelia
Lineage: Eukaryota; Ciliophora; Oligohymenophorea; Peniculida; Parameciidae
Source: the annotation of a GenBank genome assembly
AUGUAACCUUCAGUGACUUACUUUGAACUUUAGACUCUUAUAUUCUUGAUCAUUUUUGGAAUGAUCUUGAUUUCAUUGAAAUACUUUUCAGAUCCAAAACAAAAGGAAUAGAAAGUAAUACUUGAUCAAUUAAUUGAUAGUUAAAACUUUGGAAUAGAAUGAUUACUAAUUAUGAAGGUAUAUAACUAAGCAUAGACGAAGAAUAACUUUUAAAAUAAACUUUUAAGAACACUUUAAGAAAUCGCAAAGUUGCAAUAAGUCCAUCCAUACCAAGAUAGAUAAAAAGUACAAAAAAAGUUAGCUUUUAAAAUUUGGAUGACUAAUUAUGA